Molecule: messenger RNA, 5376 nt
Organism: Chara braunii
Lineage: Eukaryota; Viridiplantae; Streptophyta; Charophyceae; Charales; Characeae
Source: the annotation of a GenBank genome assembly
GAUAAAGCGAGGCCGAGAUCUUGGCGGGAGGGAAAGAGGGAGGGGGGUCAUAUCUGGUGUUCCUCCUCUUUCUUCUGAAUGUGAUCCUGUUUUCACCCUACUUGUGUUGCGCGGCACUCUCACAGUUUUCGUGCUCCUCGACGGUGGUGGAUGGGAAUUCCCAUGUCACGUGGGAGCAGCGAAUUUACAUGUCACGUGGGGUGCCGCAUGUAGCGCGAUUCUGCAGUCGCCAUCAGAUGCAGAUCAAUACGCAGCUGCAUUGAAUGUGAACCCGGAGUGAUCCUGAGAGAAGCGACAACCCUCUCUCUGAGUGUGUGUGAGAGACUGGGUGGGCGGGCGUGCGUGUGUGUGGUUGGGUGGGCGGGCGGGUGUGUCUGUGUGGGGUGGGGGCCGGGUUUUUGAAAAGAGGAAUUGCGGGAAAAGGGGAUCAGCAAGUGAAAGAGAUUACGUCAACAAAAUGUCGACGGGGACGGUCAACGUGAUCCAUGAGAGGAUUGUCAUUCUAACAUUGCGUUGUCGUCGAGGUUGUCAGUGGGUAUGGCAUUCAUCAAAGCCGGAGAACACGAAGUUGAGUAGCCGAGUGACGGGCCAGAUGUAUCAUGCGGCCCUCAGCUGCGGAAUGGGAUACACCACGUUGACCGACUUUUGCCUUGCGCUGGGCAUGCGCGGCGUCCACAAGACGUCGUUUUACAUGUUCAGUCGUGGCAUGUAUGGCUUCAACGGUGGGUGGUGUGACGUCGCCCAGCGGACAGCUGAGAAAGAUAUGACGGAGGCCAUUGAGCGCGUGCGGAAAGAAUACUCCAACAUAACCGUUCUUCUUGACGGCCGGUAUGACUCGUCUCGUGAUGCAACGCACUGUACAGUGACAGUUAUGCAUUACGAAACCAGACUAAUACUCGGUGUCGAGACGAUCCGAAAACGCCCAGGGGAGUCAUCAUGGACAUUGGAAACCACUGCAACCCGGAAUGUCUUGAUACGUUUGCUUCGAGUGCACAACUUGCCGAUACAGGAAGUGGUCCAUGACGACAAGGCUUCAGUUUCUGCCGUUUUGCUGCGGGACCAAAAGGAUAUGUGGCACAAAGCGAAAAACUUGGCGGCUCGAUUCGAGGAACAGUUGUGUAUGGGGAGGAGGGAGCUUCCCAAAGAGGUCGAUGAUUGUGACACCUUGUCGCCUUUGGUGAAGAAGGUGAACGAAGGGAGGGUGGUGGAUAUUGUGGAGUCCUUGUGCCUAAAAUUGCUGACGGGAAAAGACCAACAGCGUGAUAUUGCCAGCAUUGCUCUGAAGAAAGUAGUCCUAGAGAUUUCUACUGGGACAGUGGCGCAGUGUGUGGUUGUUGCCCUCACUCCCAAGCUGACAGAUGGCAUCUGCGCCCCGGAAUCUUCAACGGAGGUCCAGAGCGAGUGUCUAGAUAUUCUUUGUGAUUUGCUCCAUAGGUUUGGUGUGCUCAUGGUGGCAGACCAUGAGCGAGUCCUUGCAACACUUCUGAACAAACUGGACUCUAAUUUUGCAGGUUUGCGGAAGCGCGUGACACAAUGUUUAGCAACAUUAGCGUCAAAUAUGUCAGAUGUUCUUCUUGCGAAAGCUACAUCGGCGGUAAUAACACAUCUGAAGAACAAGAGCCUGAAGUCAGAGUUCACCCGCACUAAUAUUCAAGCUGUUGGCUCGCUUUGCCGAGCUGUGGGUUACCGGUUCGGUGCUUAUUUAGGCGAGGUAGCUCCGCUGCUUAUUGGUUAUUGUCGGGAAGCAUCGGAGAAUGACGAUGAGCUUAGGGAAAACAGCCUGCAGGCGUUAGAGAGUUUCCUAUUGCGGUGCCCAAGAGAUGUGGCAGUACAUUGUGAGACAAUCCUAGAUUUAGCUCUCGAGUAUUUGAGUUACGAUCCCAACUUUACAGAUGACAUGGAUGAGGAUAAUGAGGAGGAGAUGGAGGAACUGGAUGAAGAAGAUGAGGAUAGUGGAGAUGAAUACACUGAUGAUGAGGAUGUGAGUUGGAAAGUCAGGCGAGCGGCAGCCAAGUGUUUGUCUGCUGUCAUUUGUUCUAGAGCAGAAAUGCUAUCCACUGUGUAUCAUAAGGGCCUCCCGAAAAUUAUUGAGAGGUUCCGAGAAAGGGAGGAGAAUGUCAAGAUUGACAUCUUCAACACAUUUAAUGACCUGCUUCGUCAGACUGGAAACAUCUCAAAAGGUGCUCCUGAAACCACUUCCUCAAGCCCCCUUUGUCUCCUUCAGCAAGAUGUUCCCAAAGUAGUACGCUCACUGAACAGACAACUCAGAGAAAAAUCCGUCAAGUCGAAGAUCGGAGUGUUCUGGGUACUCAAGGAGCUUGUAUCUGUUCUUCCGCAUAGUCUUGCCGACCAUGUGCCCUCUCUUGUCCCCGGGAUUGAGAGGGUUCUAAAUGAUAAGACUUCAAACUCAAAUUUGAAGAUUGAAGCAUUGGUGUUCGCUCGGAUGCUUAUGGCUUCACACCAUCCGGAAGUGUUUCAUCCGCACAUCAAGCCACCGCAAUUCGAAUUUGCACCUUUUGUUCAUCCACUCUACACUGUUGUCUUGAAGCGGUUGAUGGCGCAGGACCAAGAUCAGGAGGUCAAGGAAUGUGCAAUUUCAUGCAUGGGGAUAGUCGUCUCCAUGCUCGGGGACCACCUCCGCGGCGAUCUGGCAACGUGCCUCCCAAUCUUGCUGGACAGAUUGCGAAAUGAGAUUACAAGACUCACAGCCGUGAAGGCAUUUGCAGUUAUCGCAGAGUCUCCGCUGGGCAUUGACUUGUCAAUUGUCCUGGAACCUGUUGUGACGGAGCUUACCACAUUCCUGCGAAAGGCGAAUCGCGCUUUGCGACAGGCAUCCCUGUUUACUCUCAAUUCACUCGUGAGGGCAUAUGGAAGCCGUAUAAGCGGAAAGAAUUACGAUGCCAUCAUCACGGAGCUCUCAUCUUUGAUCAGUGAGUCAGAUCUUCACAUGUCUGCUCUGGCCUUAGAACUCUGUCGCACAAUGGUGUUGGACAAAAAGCGGAAGACAGCAGGUACAACAGAGAGAGAGAAGGUUCUACCACAAGCACUGGAACUUGUCAGAAGCUCUCUUUUGCAAGGCCAAGCACUUGAGACAUUGCAGUCAUUCUUUGCCGCUCUCGUUCAGGCUGAAAUUUGCAAUUUUGAGAGCCUUUUAAGUGCUCUAAUGGCUGCGACAAAAAGUGGUCCUGGAGGUGCUUCUGUCAGUAAACAGGCGUAUCAUUCUAUUGCCCGAUGUUCGGCUGUUCUCUGCCUCACAACUGGGCGUUCGAAGUGUUCCCAAACAGUUUCCAUGUUGAUAAAUAAUUUGAAGGCUGGGACGGGUAGUGAUUCGGUGAUUGCACAAUCACUGGAUAGCUUAGGGAACAUCGAGCUGGCGCAGGCAGAGGUCGACAAAGUGCUGAGAUUAUUAUUCGCACACUGCGAGAGCGAGGAGGAAGGUGUGCGGAAUGUCGUUGCCGAAUGUUUAGGGAAGUUGGCCCUCAUUUUGCCAUCGAAGAUUGUACCUGCCUUGAAGGAACGGACAGCUAGCCCUUCUGCUUUUACGAAGGCCACUGUUGUCACUGCCAUCAAAUUCACUUCCGUUGAACGACCUCAGCCAAUUGACGAACACAUCAAGCCGUGCAUUGAUGCCUUCCUGAAUUUGAUCAAAGAUGAGGACAGGCAUGUACGAAGGGCAGCGGUGUCGGCACUGAGCACUGCUGCACACAACAAACCGAGUUUGAUUGCUGAUUUACUUCCUUCACUGCUGCCUCUGCUCUAUGACCAGACAGAAGUUAAGAAAGAGCUGAUGCGGGAGGUUGACUUGGGCCCGUUUAAGCACAAGGUGGAUGAUGGGCUUGAGCUGAGGAAAGCAGCCUUUGAGUGCGUUGAUACGCUCAUCGACACGUGUCUGGACAAGAUCGAUCCGUCGCAGUUCAUUACUCCCUACCUCCUGAACGGGUUGCAAGAUCCCUAUGAAGUCGACGUGAAGAUGCCUUGUCAUUUGAUUCUCUCCAAGCUUGCAGAGCGUUGCGGGCCAGCCGUUCUCGCAGUACUGGACGAGCUAGUUGAGCCCUUGGAGAAGACUGUGACAAAGAAGCCGAAGAAAGAGGCUGUGAAGCAAGAAGUGGACAGGAACGAGGACAUGAUUCGGAGCGCCCUCAGAGCUGUGAACUCCUUGUCGCGAAUCAAUAAUGUUGAAACUUGUGCAAGGUUCAAGCUGUUCAUGACGAGCGUUGUCAAGGCACCUCCUCUUCUUGAGAGGUACAAUGCAGUCCGGCAAGAGACGGACACCAUCAUCAGUGACGGCAUGGAUCUAUCUUGAGAAUGUGGUUCAGUACCGGUAUGGGCGGGCUUCAAUGGAGACCUUUGCCACCUGUCUUGGGCGAGUUUGGGGCGUCCAGCAACUGAGAGAGGUGAGAGAGGGAGUAGUGAGUGACAUGAUGCAGUCAUUGAUCCGGAGGAUGACGAGACUUACCCUGCAGCAGGGGUUGAUGAAUGCUGUGUCCAAGGUCAGUGUAUGAUUCUUUCCAGCGGGAGGAAUGCAGCUCGUUAUUACGUUUCCCGUCCAUGUUUACAAUAUAUAACUAUACAUCCCCAGUUCUUGUUCAUGUCAGCGUAAACUGAAAAGGACCCCCCGAUGCCCAUCUGCUCACUGCAACCUCCUCCUCCUGUCGUCUAGCCCGACGCACUAGAGACGUCCAGUUGUGUGAUCUAUGGGGUGGAUGGCGAUGGGUGUGGGGGGCGCAUGGGGCAGCCUUUCGUUCUUGUAAUGUACUCAUAUGUGUUCCCGAAAGAUAGGAGCGUCGGACUGGGGCUAAUAAUACCUGUGAGGUAAAAACGGUUACUACGUAAGAGCCUGGUUGCAGAUGAGAGUCAGAAAGUAUUGCAAGCAUAUCGGUUUGUUGGGUUAAGGGUCUUGUGGGGGGGGGAGGGGGCUGGGGGCGGGGGGGGAGCUAUGUUUCAUGGGGGCAAAACCGAGGUGGAGAGACUGGGAUGAGGCUCCGAACUUUCACCUCUACGGCUGAUGCCAAGUGUUUGAAUAGACGACUCGAGAGUGCACAGUGCAGUAUUUGUAGUAGGGACCAGUCUUCUCAAGGGAACUGGUCCCACUGCAGUGCUUGUGUAUUAGGUCCUGUGCUGCAGUGUUGCUUCAACCGGUUUUGGUUCAAGUGGUCAUCUUCUUUUGUCGGAAGCCUUUUUCAGGACGGUGUCAGAGUGUGCAUGGAGGCCUGUGCAAGCUGAGAGAGAGAGAGAGAGAGAGAGAGAGAGAGAGGUUAACAGUGAGAGUGCAGUGUUCGGUGUCGUGGGUGAUGAUGUAUAUUCUUAAAUAUCUUUUCCAGCCAAGAAAAAGAACUCCCAUCUUGCAUUGACAUAGAAUAAAUUUUAAUAAAAUGA